AUGAGCGCGCUACUUGAAACCUCUCUGGGCGAUAUCGUGAUCGAUCUCCUGGUCGACGAAUCGCCCAAGGCCUGUGAAAAUCCCCCCCAGAUUGCUGCUAUAUUGUUGCUGAACCCAUUCACUAAGCUCUUCCCUGUCUCGUCCCCUAGCUUCCUGAAGCUCUGCAAAAUUAAAUAUUACAAUUUCGCGCCCGUCCACAGCGUCCAGAAAGACUUUAGUUUCCAAACCGGCGACCCGCUUGGCCCCGACGCGCCCGGCAGCGAUGGCGGCUCUUCGAUCUGGGGUGUCCUCGAUGGGCCCUCAAAGCGCACCUUUCCGAUCGAUAUCCCACCCAAGAUGAAGCACACGGAGCGUGGAACCGUCAGUUUGGCCACGGUGCCGUCACCGAAUGACCCCGACCAACGAGUGGCCGGCAGCCAGUUCUUGAUCACGCUAGGGGACAACUUGGACUACCUCGACGGUAAGGCGGCCAUCUUCGGGAAAGUCGUGGAGGGAUUCGAUGUCCUUGAGAAGAUCAAUGGAUCAUUUGUCGAUGACCGUGGCCGGCCAUUAAAGGAUAUUCGGAUCCGGCAUACGGUGGUCCUCGACGACCCAUUCGAUGACCCUGCGGGACUUGUUGAGCCACCCGAGAGUCCCCUACCCACAAAAGCGCAAUUGGACACGGUGCGCAUCGCCGACGAUGAGGAAUUGGACGAAGAGAUGGAUGAAGCUGCCCUGGAGAAGCUGCGCCGUGAGCGCGAGGCACGUGCUCAGGCGUUGACACUGGAGAUGGUGGGAGACUUGCCCUUUGCAGAUGUCAAGCCUCCUGAGAAUGUGCUUUUCGUGUGCAAGCUGAAUCCAGUGACACAAGAUGAGGAUCUGCAAUUGAUAUUCAGUCGCUUCGGAACGAUUUUGUCCUGUGAAGUCAUCCGAGACAAGCGAACCGGGGACAGCUUGCAGUACGCUUUUGUGGAAUUUGAGAACCAAAAGGACUGCGAGCAGGCCUACUUUAAAAUGCAGGGUGUUCUGAUUGACGACCAUCGUAUCCAUGUCGAUUUCUCACAGAGUGUGUCAAAACUAUCCGAUACCUGGCGCAACGCAACAGUUGCCAAGCGCCAGCAGCGCGGUGGAUUUGGCGGUGUUGCCGACCUUGAACAGAAGCGCCAGUAUCGGGUAUCCGACGACUCCCAUGCCACGGAUGGAGACAGGGCGUACAACAUGGUGUUUGACCGCUCACGCGGCCGUCGCGCAGUCCACGGCGCGAUUCACACCGUGACCGGCGGAGCAGCCGCAGCCCUCGGGGCCGAGACCCCCACUCAUCUCACUACCGGCGACGAGACUCAAGUAGGAGUCCCGGUCGUCGAGACUUUGACCGAAGGGAUCGUGAUCGCGAGCGCAGUGAUCGUGGACGCCAUCGAGAUGAUCUUAGAGAUCACGAUCGGAGUCGUCGUGAUGACCGAUAUGGACGGCGGCGAUGAGCUAGCUCAGUGUAUUCUAAUGGGGUAA
Molecule: messenger RNA, 1485 nt
Organism: Penicillium oxalicum
Lineage: Eukaryota; Fungi; Ascomycota; Eurotiomycetes; Eurotiales; Aspergillaceae
Product: PPIL4 family peptidylprolyl isomerase
Exons: 5
Coding region: 1-1485 (494 amino acids)
Biological process (GO): protein peptidyl-prolyl isomerization
Cellular component (GO): nucleus
Molecular function (GO): peptidyl-prolyl cis-trans isomerase activity; RNA binding
Source: RefSeq, a predicted model, not a curated record